Messenger RNA from Oldenlandia corymbosa var. corymbosa, 459 nucleotides. NCBI's taxonomy places the organism in Eukaryota, Viridiplantae, Streptophyta, Magnoliopsida, Gentianales, Rubiaceae. The record is from the annotation of a GenBank genome assembly.
AUGAUACUGGAACAAAUUCUCAAAGAGGAGGAUGACAAAUGGCGCCAAAGAGCAAAACUACACUGGUACAAAGAAGGGGACAGGAAUACCCGAUACAUCCACAAUAUCGCAUCAAAGAAUAGAGAAAAGAAUGAAAUUAAAGGUCUAGAAGAUCAAGUAGAGAUAUGGUGCACAGGAAAAUCAGACCUUGAGAGAAUCAUAGUUGACUGCUAUGGAAAUCUCUUCACCUCAUCACCAACCACAACCGACGAGGUUCGUUUUGUCUUGGACAUGAUUGUACCAAACAUCACUCAGGCAAUGAACAACAAGCUGGAUCAACCAUACACACACCAAGAAGUGAAAAUAACAAUCAAUCAAAUGCAUCCACUAAAGGCUCCAGGAUCGGACGAUGAUACCCUACUACCCAGCCACGCAACAGAGAAAGAAGCUGACACAAUGUAUGAAUCGGCAGUUGAUUAA